AUGGUCUCAGCCGUACAGCGGUUCAUCUCCGCUUGGCAGUUCGUCAUGAAGCGAAGCCUAGCUCACUGGAAACUGCUGUUUUCAGUCGUCUUGGGCGUUCUGCUGGCGUCGUCGAUCAUGUCGGGAACGGUGAUCUACUUCGACGCUCUGCGGGAGAUCGCGCUUCGCAGCGCCCUCUCACAGUACUCCGAAGCCGAGAUGCAUAUCAUCAUGCAAGGGCAGCGGGGCCCGGUCAACCGUGAAGAGGCCCUGCGUGUUUCGCGUGUCGUUGAUGAAGCCGUCGCGCAGAGGCUGGACUGGCUCAUUGACGGCAGGAUCCACGCGGCAAAGACCCCAACGAUGUUCCUGACGGCUACGGGACAGGAAGCGGUCGCCGGAGACGACAACGCGCGCGCUUACUUCGCCUACAUCCCUGAUAUCGAAGAGCAGAUUAUCAUCCGCGGGGGAACUUUCCCGAGCGUGAAUCCUGUUAACGCGCCGGGGAGACCGUUCGCUAUCGAGGCAAUGAUCCCGGUUGAGGCGGCGGAGUUGUUCGGCAUACGUAUCGGCGACCGGGUGUCGGCCGUUCUGCCGUGGUCGGACGACCUCGCCCACGUGGAAGUCGUUAUCAGCGGCAUCUUCCAGCGGGAAAGGCCCGAGGCGGAAGUCUGGCAGCUCGAAGAGGCGGUGCUGGGGGCGGCUACCGGCGCCAGCUUCAGGACGAUGCCGUUCCACAUUUCGCAGGAAGCGUUCCUCGAGACGCUGGGACCGCGCCUGCGGAGGAUGGAGGCGACCUACGCCUGGCUCCUGAUGACCGAUACGGACCGUGUCAACGCCAGGAACAGCACCGAUACGCUCAGGGACAUCCGAGGAACGAACUCGAUACUGAGUUCGACGCUGUCGAGCUUCCGGCAGACUACCACGCUGGACAAUGCUCUCGAUGAGUACGACCGCCGACUGUUCUUCAGCAAGCUGCCGAUGUUCGUCGUGCUGGUACUUAUCGCAAUCGUGAUCCUGUACUACGUCGCGACGCUGUCGUCUCUGGUCGUCGAAGACCGGCGGAGCGAGGUGGCGCUGCUGCGGAGCCGUGGGGCCACCUCGACGCAGAUCCUCAUGGUGUUCGUCAUGGAGGGGCUGACGAUAGCGGCCUUGUCGGUCGUCGUCGGGCCUCUUCUCGCGGCCGCGUCGGUGAGCGUGCUGGGCCUGACGCCGGCGUUUUCGGACUUGGGGGCGGGCGGGAUUUUGACCGUGAGCCUGUCCAGCGGGGCGUAUAUGAUGGCGGCUCUGGGCGGCGUGCUGAGCUUCGUUGCCCUCAUCUUCCCGGCAUUCCGCGCCUCCCAGAUGAACGUGACCCAGGAGCGCCAACGAGCUUCCAGGCCGACGGACCUCCCAUUCUUUCAAAGGUACUACCUCGACGUUCUGCUGCUGAUCGUCGGCAUCCUUCUGUUCAGGCAGCUGAGCCAACAAGGCUCGGUCGUGGCGAGGAACCUGUUCGGUGAAAUUGCGGUAAACCAGAUGCUGCUGGCGGUGCCGGGCAUCAUAUUGGUCGCGUCGGCAAUGGUUCUGCUGCGCCUGUUUCCCGUGGUCAUGAACGUGCUUAGUCGCUUGCUUUCCUCGUGGCUGCCUGCCGGAAUGGUGAUGGGCGUCUGGCAGAUGGCGCGCAACCCCGCUCACUACGCGCGGCUUUCCCUACUGCUGAUUCUAACGGCCGGACUGGGGAUAUUCGCGGCCAGCUUCAGCGCGACGCUCGACCGCAGCUUCAUCGAGAGGGUGCUGUUCUUUACGGGGAGCGACGUGCGACUCAACGGAAACGUUCCCGUCUCAUCUUUUCGCCGUGAUCUGUCUCCUGACGAUCAGUUUAAGUCCACAGGCAUCCUGCGGGAGCGAUAUGAGCAGAUGCCGGGAAUAGACAACGUCAGCCCCGUUCGAAGAAGCUCAGGACACGACCUGUCCAAGCUCUUCGGCGGCACCUACGACAUGCUGGCAGUGGAACCGGAAAGCUUUCUCAACGUCGCGUGGUUCCGCGAGGACUUCGCGGGGCGACCCAUGAGCGAGCUGUUUUCGUCGCUGGCCCUCGAGGGGGGCCCGGAGGGCAUUCCCAUACCGGCAGGUUCGACGCAUCUAGGCUUGAGGGUAAAGCCCGAUCGAAUUCACCCGUCGAUUCUCAUGACGGCACGGGUGCUGGACGCUCGUGGCAGGUACUACACCUACCGACUGGCCCCCUUGAACUUCGCCAAUUGGGAAGUGCUGAGCGUUGAUCUUACCGCCAUUGGCGGAAGAGGACAGCCAUCCACCGCGCCCACGGAGCCGCUAACCCUGGCCUCGAUUUCGAUUCAAGAGCGCAGAGGAGACCGGCGACUCCAGCCGGGCUCGGUUCUAAUCGACGAAAUCAGGGUAACGAACGAGGGUGGCACGACAACCGUCGUCGAGUCUUUCGCAUCCGUGGAAGACUGGAGCCUGCUGCGAACCAGCGAGACGGCGAUCGCGGACGUGCUGCGUCCGUCAGACGUGGGAUUCGAGGACGAGUCGGGUUCCGCGCUCUUCUCGUGGGCCGAGGGCUCAGCGGUGUCGGCGCGAGGCAUUUUUCACGGCGAGUUGACGUCGCUGCCGGUGCUCGCCAGCAAGGGGUUCAACAAGAACACCGGACACAAGGUGGGUGAUGAGUUCGACGUGUCGGUAUCAGGGCAUCGGGUCCCGAUACGGAUCAUCGACGAGGUAGAGUUCUUCCCUACAAUGAACCUGAGAGAGAAGAGCUUCCUCGUUUCCGACAUGAACUCGCUCGUGAAGUACGCCAGCAUGGGCUCGCUAUCCGGCGAGGUGCUGCCGAACGAGUUGUGGAUAUCGUCGGCUUCCACUGGGACAGAGCGUGAAGCCCUGAUCGAGCGGUUGAACCUCAGCGGGGGAUUCUUGAUCGACUCGUUCCAGGACAGGGACUCCCUCCUGGCAGAAUCGAAGGUAGACCCGCUCGUGAAGGCCGGAUGGCGGUCGCUGCUGUUCAUCGCGUUCUCGUCGGUGCUGGUAUUGAGCUGUUUAGGAUUCCUCGUACACGCCUACAUCUCGUACAGGAACCGCCAGCUCCAGUUCGCCUUGCUGAGGACCGUGGGGUUCUCGAUGCGGCAGCUCGUCACGAUGGUCUGGCUGGAGCAGAUGCUGGUUAUCCUCGUGGGACUCGCACUCGGAACGUGGAUGGGCAGCAGACUGGGCGCGGUGAUAAUGCCGUUCCUCGGGCACGACGACUUCGGCUCUCAGGUCAUGCCGCCGUUCGCAAUACAGAUCAACUGGAACGUGUUGAUCCUGACCUACGUGAUUAUGUUCCUCGUGUUCGCCGUGAUAAUCUUGGGGAUGAUAUGGCUGGUGAACCGCAUAUCGCUUCAGCGCGUCUUGCGGUUGGGCGAAAUUGGAUAG
This is a messenger RNA of Geodia barretti, 3384 nucleotides long. NCBI's taxonomy places the organism in Eukaryota, Metazoa, Porifera, Demospongiae, Tetractinellida, Geodiidae. The record is from the annotation of a GenBank genome assembly.